Molecule: messenger RNA, 753 nt
Organism: Anopheles nili
Lineage: Eukaryota; Metazoa; Arthropoda; Insecta; Diptera; Culicidae
Product: 60S ribosomal protein L10
Exons: 1
Coding region: 41-700 (219 amino acids)
Biological process (GO): ribosomal large subunit assembly; translation
Cellular component (GO): cytosolic large ribosomal subunit; ribosome
Molecular function (GO): structural constituent of ribosome
Source: RefSeq, a predicted model, not a curated record
UUCGAUCUUGCUGCACGUGUAUACAUUUCGCUUACCCAAAAUGGGUCGUCGUCCGGCAAGAUGCUAUCGCUAUUGCAAAAACAAACCGUAUCCUAAAUCGCGUUUCUGUCGCGGUGUGCCAGACGCGAAGAUCCGCAUCUUUGAUCUGGGCCGAAAGAAGGCUGUGGUGGAAGACUUCCCGCUCUGCGUGCAUCUCGUAUCGGAUGAGUACGAACAGCUCAGCUCGGAAGCACUCGAAGCUGGUCGCAUUUGCUGCAACAAGUACCUGGUGAAGUACUGCGGCAAAGAUCAAUUCCAUAUUCGCAUGCGGCUGCAUCCGUUCCACGUUAUUCGCAUCAACAAAAUGUUGUCCUGUGCCGGAGCCGAUAGACUCCAGACGGGAAUGCGUGGCGCGUUCGGCAAACCGCAAGGAACUGUAGCCCGUGUCCACAUAGGGCAACCUAUCAUGUCGGUGCGCUCCAGCGAUCGCUUCAAGGCGCAGGUUAUCGAGGCACUGCGUCGUGCGAAGUUCAAGUUCCCGGGCCGUCAGAAGAUCUUCGUCUCUAAGAAGUGGGGAUUCACCAAGUACGAUCGGGAUGAAUACCAGAAGCACAACGACGAAGGUCGAUUGGUUGCCGACGGCUGCGGUGUUCAGUUCCGUAACGACCAUGGCCCGCUGACGAAGUGGGAGCAGCAUCAACGUUCGCGUUUGUCAGCCUAAAGGUUGAACUUUAAAGUUGCUUUUUGAUGAAAUAAAAGAAACGCAAAUUGAUC